Messenger RNA from Eublepharis macularius, 3369 nucleotides. RefSeq names its product integrin subunit beta 5 (gene ITGB5). Gene Ontology annotation, biological process: integrin-mediated signaling pathway; cell migration; cell adhesion mediated by integrin. Gene Ontology annotation, molecular function: integrin binding. Lineage: Eukaryota; Metazoa; Chordata; Lepidosauria; Squamata; Eublepharidae. The record is from RefSeq and is a predicted model, not a curated record. Bases 510 to 2921 code for a protein of 803 amino acids. The transcript is spliced from 15 exons. Gene Ontology annotation, cellular component: integrin complex; cell surface; focal adhesion.
GGGCGGAGAUUUACCAUUCAGAUCCUGGAGAAAGAAAGUUGCUGAGUCUUGGAACGGGGAGCAAGUCAAGCCCAGGAAGGGAAGGACGCGGAGGCAGAGCGCACUCCCGCCAGCCCAGCGGGACGCGCGAUGCGGAGUGUCUCCCGGGUCCCGGAGAACUCUGCCGCGGACGCGAGGAUCAGGCCGCCGCGCAACUUCUGAGUCCCCGAGAGCCCCUCGGCGGCGGCGCGAGAGGCAGGGGUCGUCGGGACGCGCCGCUGCCAUGGACGCGGCGUAGCAAGGCGCGGGCGGGUUCUGGGCGCUGCGCUCGCUCGCCUUCGCCGCGGCUGCCCUAACCUGCCGGCCCCCGCUGGAAUGCCUCGCAUCGCGCCUCUUCCCGUGGCCAAGGCGAGCGGUGCCCCCGGCGGCGGCCUUUGCUGAGCCCCCUUGCGCUCGCCCCUCUCCGCCGGAACUGCCCAGAGGUCUUCGGGGGGCUUCUGUCCCCCGGCCCGGCCCCAGCUGCGGCCGUCAUGCCCCGCGGGAGGGGGCUCCUGCCUUGCCCCGCCGCUGCCUACAUCUGCCUGCUCUCCUCCUUCUUCCACAGCGUUCGAGGUCUCAAUGUUUGCACGCGUGGCAGUGCUACCUCUUGUGAAGAAUGCUUACUGAUUCAUCCCAAGUGUGCUUGGUGCUUUAAAGAGGAAUUUGGCAGCAAAAAAUCCAUCACUUCGAGAUGUGACUUCAUUGAAAAUCUGAUUGCCAGCGGUUGUGCAGGGCACUAUGAGAGUACAAAAAGCAGUCUUAAUAUAGUGAAGAACCUUCCUUUGAGCAGAAAAGGCUCUAGUGUGACUCAUUCAGACGUUACCCAGAUAAUUCCUCAAAAGGUUUCUCUCAAUCUACGGCCUGGCGAUCCAACCUCUUUCCAUGUGCAGGUUCGGCAGGUAGAGGACUAUCCUGUGGAUCUGUAUUAUUUGAUGGAUCUUUCCCUUUCCAUGAAGGAUGAUCUGGACACAAUUCGGAACCUGGGAACCAAGCUGGCUGAAGAGAUGGGAAAGCUCACCAGCAAUUUCCGCCUUGGGUUUGGGUCUUUUGUGGACAAGAACAUUUCUCCGUUUUCAUACACGGCGCCAAGAUACCAGAACAAUCCUUGCACUGGUUACAAGUUAUUUCCAAGUUGCGUUCCAUCCUUUGGAUUCCGGCACCUUUUAUCUCUCACAGACAAAGUAGACCGUUUCAAUGAAGAAGUUCAGAAACAGAGGGUUUCCCGUAAUAGGGAUGCCCCAGAAGGUGGCUUUGAUGCAAUCCUUCAAGCUGUUGUGUGUGAGAAGGAGAUUGGGUGGCGGAAGGAGGCUUCUCAUUUGCUCGUCUUCACUACAGAUGAUGUCCCGCACAUAGCCCUGGAUGGGAAGCUGGGUGGAUUGGUGCAGCCACAUGAUGGUCACUGUCACUUGAAUGAGGCCAAUGAAUAUACAGCCUCCAAUCAGCUGGACUAUCCUUCCCUUGCACUUCUUGGAGAGAAACUAGCCGAGAACAAUAUCCACGUAAUUUUUGCAGUAACGAAAGGUCACUAUGUUCUUUACAAGAACCUUACAGCCCUAAUUCCUGGAACAACAGUAGAGAUUUUACAUCCAGACUCCAGGAAUAUUAUUCAGCUCAUAGUCAAGGCCUAUAAUAGCAUUCGGUCUAAAGUAGAGUUAACUGUCUGGGACAGUCCUGAGGGUCUCAACCUUGCUUUUACAGCCACUUGUCAGGAUGGUUUGUCAUAUCCUGGAGUCAGAAAGUGUGGUGGUCUUCAAAUAGGAGACACAGUUUCCUUUGAAAUAUCAUUAGAAGCCCGGAGUUGCCCUGCUGAGAAUACCUCACAUACGUUCAUGAUCAAGCCAGACUGGUUUCGGGACACUCUGGAAGUGACUGUCACCUACAAUUGCACGUGUGGAUGUACAAAGCAGAUUGAGCCAAGCAGCAGCAAGUGCAGUGGGAAUGGCACUCAUGUGUGUGGAUUAUGUGACUGUGACCCAGGCCACGUGGGAGCCAAGUGUGAAUGUGAGGAAGGAGAGGGUGGAAACAUGUAUCAGAAUAUGUGCCGUGAGGCUGAAGGGAAACGUAUCUGCAGUGGCCGAGGGGAGUGCUCUUGCAACCAUUGUGUCUGCUACGAGAGUGAGUUUGGAAAGAUCUACGGGUUAUUCUGUGAAUGCGAUGACUUCUCUUGUCCAAGAUAUAAGGGUGUUCUCUGUUCAGGUCAUGGAGAAUGUUAUUGUGGGGAGUGCAAGUGUCAUCGGAGCUAUAUUGGAGACAACUGCAACUGCUCAACAGAGGUGGAUAGUUGUCUCUCCAAUGAUGGUCAGAUGUGCAGUGGACGAGGCAACUGCAUCUGUGGGAAAUGUCAAUGCACAGAACCUGGUGCCUUUGGAGAAACUUGUGAAAAAUGUCCUACCUGCCCAGGUGUCUGCAGCACAAAAAGGGACUGCAUUGAGUGUAUGCUGUUUAACUCAGGAAGACUGGCCGAUAACCAAACUUGCCAAAAACACUGCCGGGAUGAGAUCAUUACGCGAGUGGAUGUUCUCAAAACAGAUGACCCACACUCAGUCUUGUGUGCUUAUCCCUUGAAGGACUGUGUGAUGAAGUUCACGUACUCAGAACUGACCAGCGGGAAAACCAAUAUUACUGUCCUCAAGGAACCAGAGUGUGGUACUACUCCUGAUGCCAUGAGGAUCUUACUGGCAGUGGUGGGCAGCACUGUGCUUUUAGGUAUUAUUCUCUUGGCAUUUUGGAAGCUGCUUGUCACUGUUCACGACCGGCGGGAAUUUGCCAGAUUCCAAAGUGAGCGCUCCCGGGCAAGAUAUGAAAUGGCUUCCAACCCUCUUUACCGCAAGCCUAUUUCUACCCAUAGCUUAGAUGUCACAUUCAACAAGCUCAGCAGGACCUAUAACGGCACGGUUGAUUGAAAUCAUGCUCAAGGAUACACAAAAGCGAAGGAAAUGCUUGAACAAUUGCUUGGCUUCCUCAUUGCCUCCCCAGAGGAAGAAUCCUUUGCAGUGGGAGAGUAUCUUAAAAUGCAACUUGAGCAUCAGGAGACAGCUUCUGUUUGCACAUUGAGGACAAACAGCCCCUGGGGCUCUGCGCUCUUCAGAUCUCUAACCCAAAGUCCCACUAAUGGGUUUAGAAUCGAUGCAAGACUCUUUUGAUGUCUUGGAAAUGCCAGCAGAUUGAACAUCGUGCCAUACAGCAGCUUCGUACAUAUCUCUAGAGGAAAAGAUAUAGGGAGAGUGUGUUGCUGCCCAUUUUUAGAAGAAAACUAGCAUUGAAGAUGGUGGUGGAAACAUUUUUAAGAAGAUCCAGGUGUUCUGCAGUCUUUAGAUUUUUUAAAAAUAAAAAAUAAAGCAAUUGCAUAUA